AUGGGCGCGGGCUCCGGGGCGGGCGGAGUGGCGGCGGCGGCUCUCGGCUCGUUGAGGCGCGGGGCGCGGCGGGCGCGGAACGCUCCUGAGCCUUUGGCAGCUGCUGAGACCCUAGCUGAGGUACCUGAACACGUGCUGCGAGGACUUCCGGAGGAAGUGAGGCUGUUCCCAUCAGCUGUUGACAAGACCCGGAUCGGUGUCUGGGCCACUAAACCAAUUUUAAAAGGCAAAAAGUUUGGGCCAUUUGUUGGUGAUAAGAAAAAAAGAUCUCAGGUUAAGAAUAAUGUAUACAUGUGGGAGGUAUAUUACCCAAAUUUGGGAUGGAUGUGCAUCGAUGCCACUGAUCCGGAGAAGGGGAACUGGCUGCGAUUUGUGAACUGGGCUUGCUCAGGAGAGGAGCAAAAUUUGUUUCCACUGGAAAUCAACAGAGCCAUUUACUAUAAAACUUUAAAGCCAAUCGCGCCGGGCGAGGAGCUCCUGGUCUGGUACAAUGGGGAAGACAACCCCGAGAUAGCAGCUGCGAUUGAGGAAGAGCGAGCCAGCGCCCGGAGCAAGCGGAGCUCCCCCAAGAGCCGGAAAGGGAAGAAAAAAUCCCAAGAAAAUAGAAACAAGGGAAACAAAAGCCAGGACAUAGCACCGAAGACAAGUGAGCCAGAUUCCACCUCUGCAAAUAUGAGAGAUUCUGUGGAAGCCAUUUUAUCAGCACUGUUUGUGAUGAUGGUAUUCAUAAAGAAUUGCAAUCUUCUGUGCCCUUAUAUGAAGCAAGAAUAGAUGAG
Molecule: messenger RNA, 776 nt
Organism: Ictidomys tridecemlineatus (thirteen-lined ground squirrel)
Lineage: Eukaryota; Metazoa; Chordata; Mammalia; Rodentia; Sciuridae
Source: RefSeq, a predicted model, not a curated record